UAUUUCUGUUUGGAUCGAGAGAAACUGAGAUUUCUCGUCGAGCCCUACGGCUGCUCGGGCUCUUCACUGGAAAAUCUCUGUCCCUUUUCUUCGAUAUUCCCUCCUCCGUUCUCUGCGUCACUUCCUUCUUUGCUCCACGAAAACAUCCACUUUCUUUAUCGGGAUUCUUUCCCCUUUAUCCGGAUAUUUCCUUGCAGGUCCCGACAUUGAAGGUUUGAACGAGGAGGAGAUCGGUGAUUUUCAACAAUCGGAUUUUCAGACAGGAUCAGAAGCAGAUGUCUGCGAAUCCAUGCGCAGCCUGCAGGCUCAGGAGAUGCAAAUGCACACCGGAAUGCAUCUUCGCGCCAUAUUUCCCCCCCAACCUCCCCCAAAGGUUUGCCAUUGUCCACCGCGUCUUUGGAGCAAGCAACAUAGCCAAGAUUCUCAACGAGCUGCCGGUCGAACAUCGGCAGGAUGCGGUCAACUCUCUCUUCUACGAAGCGCAUACCCGUAUACAGGACCCGGUCUAUGGCUGCGUCGGCCUCAUCGCCUACCUCCAGCAGCGCCUCAAGCAAGUUAAUCGAGAUCUCGUCUCUGCCAAGACCGAGCUCGCAUACCAGUUGGAAGUUGCGGUUAAUUCGGCGGUGCCCUAUAUGCCUGUGAUGGGCAACCCCCCUCUGCCGAAUUUCACGGCUGUGCCAUAUGGUUGGGUGCCCGCAAUGGGAAUGCAGCAGCAGCAGCAGCAGCAGCAAGGACAACAUCUGACAGAGUUCGACAUGCAGAGGAUGGAAGAAAUGUUUCUGAACAGAGGAGAACAAGGGAAUGUCGGUGGUUAUGGGAUCGACGUAGAUGGCGCGGUCACUGCCACGGGGUUCAACCAGAUGGAUGCAGCCGGGCCGUCACUGGCUCUAGGCUUCUAUUCUGAUGCUGCUUAUCAGACCGGACAAGAACCCGGGCAAGAACAUGGGAUUGACCCUUAUCAGCUUCAGACACAGCUCGUGCUUCAGCCCCCGACACCUCAGGACCAAACCCCAAGAGGUGAGGCUGCAGAUAGGUAAUGGAGGGAGGACCCUCUUCUUGAUUCAAUUCUCCACACAGUUCAUCUGAUUUUGACUUCCUGAAUGGUUAUUGAACUGUGUUCGUAUUUCUUUUGGGUGAAGAAUUAAUGUCAUAAAGGAUUGAGCGGUGGAGGAUCUGA
This is a messenger RNA of Tarenaya hassleriana, 1177 nucleotides long. Its product is annotated as LOB domain-containing protein 10-like. The record is from RefSeq and is a predicted model, not a curated record. NCBI's taxonomy places the organism in Eukaryota, Viridiplantae, Streptophyta, Magnoliopsida, Brassicales, Cleomaceae. The coding region runs from base 276 to 1037 and encodes 253 amino acids. The transcript is spliced from 2 exons.